UCUUAGGAGCCCAAACUUUCCAGUAGCACCACAGGCGGCUGCUGCACAAAGGCAGGCUGAAAGAGGGACAGCUAGAUGAAUAAAAAUUAAAAGAGAAGAAAAAUUAUUCAAGCUAACAUUUAGCUCUCCUAAAAUAUUUAAACUUUGUGCAGUUUUUUCUUUUCAAGUUUUAUAUUUAUAUUUUUAUUGAAGAAGGCUUUUGUGUGAAAAAAAGAGAAAAUGACGAGUCUGCUGUGCAUCACAAUAAUCUCCCUGAGCCUGGCUGCCAGUGCAUACAGUCAGGUGACAAGCUCUCCCUCACCAGCAGCAGUUAAGGUUUUUGCUAACCUAGGUGACAACGUCACCCUGCCCUGCAGGCUCCUGUCCCAGGACUCCAUGUCCUUUGGUAGCCUUGGUAUCCGUGUCAAAUGGACCAAGGUGGCAGAUGAUGAAGCAUUGAAUGAGGAUGUACUGCUUUCAAUGGGAUUCCACAAGAAGACCUAUGGAAGCUUUGAGGACCGUGUCUUUUUGCAGGAGCACGACAGUGAAGAUGCCUCCAUAGUAAUAACUGACGUCUCCAUGGAAGACAUGGGAAAAUACCGGUGUGAGAUCAUCAAUGGGAUGGAAGACACCAUCCAAGAGAUUACCUUGGAAGUGCAAGGUGGUCUCACUGAUGGUGUUGUGUUCCCAUUCGCCGCUCCCGGUUUUGGCCGCUACAACCUGAACUUUUCUGAUGCUGUGCGGGCCUGUGCGGAACAGAAUGCUGUGGUCGCUAGCCGUGAUCAGCUGUUUGAGGCCUGGAAGGCCGGCCUAGACUGGUGCAAUGCUGGCUGGCUAAGUGAUAGCACAGUGCAGUACCCCAUCACCAAACCCAGAGAGCCUUGUGGUGGCACCAACAAUGGGCCUGGCCUCAGAAGCUAUGGCCACCGUGACAAACAGAACCGCUAUGAUGUGUUCUGCUAUGCCUCUGCACUUAAGGGUCGUUUCUAUUGGCUGGUCCAACCCGACAGGUUGACCUUUGGAGAGGCUAUGCAGGCAUGCUUGGACGAUGGUGCAGAGAUUGCCAAGGUGGGCCACAUAUAUGCCGCCUGGAAGCUCGAGGGCUAUGAUCGCUGCGAUGCUGGCUGGUUGGCUGACGGAAGUGUCCGCUACCCCAUCUCCAGGCCCCGCAAGAACUGCAGCCCCACAGAAGCUGCAGUGCGCCUUCAUGGAUACCCAGACAAAAUGCAAAAGUCCUACGGCGUCUACUGCUUCAAGGCUGAGCAGUGAGGAGGUAGAAGUAGGGAGGCCAUAACCACCAAAGAGCAGCAACAACCACAACCAUUAAAUUCAACAAUAAAGCAUACAAGCUUUGGAUCUUAACAAGCAUGAACUCGAAACCUUUCUGAAACUGUGAUAACCCUUUUUAACGCCUAAAAACCAAUACUGUACAUCUUACAUCCAUAUGUAAUGAAUGACAAAAUAUUUUGUAGCCAUUAAGUUCUGUUUUCUCUAACUGUGCAUUCAUUAAUUUUACACAGACUGUUAGGGAAAAGGCAACAGUGUUAAUGUACGAGUGAUGUGACAGAGACAAGAGCUUGAUGGUUGUUAAACAUCAUCUAAGUUUGGUUUGUCCUCCACAGAAUGAUUAGAUGUGUGAAAUUCAAGAUUUAGAGCAUUUAUGCUCAUGUGCAGAUGAUAUUUGCUGCUUUAAAAUUUGUCUAAAGAAUGAAACAAUGUGAUUACUGAGUCAUGAAGAUAACCUGGCUACCACUGUUAAGCUAUGGAUAUAUACAUGUUAUAUUGCAGAAAGUAUUCCACGGGUUUCCUCUCUAAUCAGAGUUGAAAGUUAAACUGCCAAAAGGUUUUUCAACCUGAGAAGUUGAGAUCAAAUUUACUGUUUAACAAGAAAAUGAAUGUAAAUGUCUUGAUGGACUGUGACCUAUUCCGCAUUGAUAGCUCCCAUUAGAUCAACUCCCAAUUAUAUUUUAAAAGAUAUUUUCUAUUAUUGUAAUCAUGUUUGUUUAUUUUAACAAUUUUUUUUUUUACUUUUUUAAUGAUGUAUGUCACUAUAGUUUUUUACAUUAUAGUGUUAUUUUUUAAAGAAAAUAAAUACAAAUUCUGUCACUUGUAGAUGUUUUUGUGAAGUGUAGUUUAAAGACAACUUACAUUUGGCACAUACAAAACAGCAAGUUUUCACUCAGAUAGUGAAUGUAGAAUAAGUACAGAUUUUCCCCUUUUGCCCUUUAACAGAACCUUUUAUCAAAACAUAAACCUGAUUGCCUAACAGUAGCGAUUCCCCAAGAUUGACACCUAAUAUUACAGUAAUCACAAGUAUAACAAAAAAUGUAUGGGCUGAUAUCUUCUCUGACUGCAGUUUCUUACUGAGGUUAUGAGCUAUUAAUGAUACAUUUCCCCUGGUAGUUUAUUCUGGCAAAGACCUGAGUAAUACUGACGAUCUCUUACACUACAUAGGGAUUCAUUAAUAGUCAUGCAAGUGGCUGGAUCUGAAAAAGCAUCCUAAUAGUUUUCUGUAGACCACAGUGAGCAUGUUAACAGAGCUGAUCUAAAGGCCACAAGCAGAAGAUAGCACCUGUUUUAGAUAUCAGCUACAAAAAUAAGUUGAUAUUUAGCAUUUUGCUUUAUGUUACAUUAUCCCUUCAUACCUUUUCUAACCCUUGGCACUGACAUGUGGUACUUACUGCAGGUUACAUGUGGUAAUAUGGUGAUGCAUUGUUUGUAAAAGCAAAAAAUGUCUGUUACACAGUAUUUUUGUAUCUUAUCGCCAUGUACCUUUUUCAACAAAGCAGUUUGAAAUAAAGAAUACAACCUUUAAA
Dicentrarchus labrax (European seabass) is the source of this 2795-nucleotide messenger RNA. It is a transcript of the gene hapln1a, whose product is annotated as hyaluronan and proteoglycan link protein 1a. The transcript has 4 exons. The record is from RefSeq and is a predicted model, not a curated record. NCBI's taxonomy places the organism in Eukaryota, Metazoa, Chordata, Actinopteri, Moronidae. The coding region runs from base 220 to 1248 and encodes 342 amino acids. Gene Ontology annotation, molecular function: hyaluronic acid binding. Gene Ontology annotation, biological process: cell adhesion.